Messenger RNA from Amaranthus tricolor (Joseph's coat), 3267 nucleotides. RefSeq lists its product as uncharacterized. Gene Ontology annotation, biological process: DNA integration. The transcript is spliced from 8 exons. NCBI's taxonomy places the organism in Eukaryota, Viridiplantae, Streptophyta, Magnoliopsida, Caryophyllales, Amaranthaceae. The record is from RefSeq and is a predicted model, not a curated record. The coding region runs from base 1 to 3267 and encodes 1088 amino acids. Gene Ontology annotation, molecular function: zinc ion binding; nucleic acid binding.
AUGAGACAGAUUAAAGACAUUAAAUGGAUCGGUUACAAGGAAUUAAUCCCAAACGGUUUUGGAGUUCAAAGAGGCGUGUUUUUAAGGAGAUUUAAAGCUGUUUUGGAAGAAAAGUACUUGGAAUGGGAGAAAUCCUUGGAAAGGUACUUUGAAUACAAAGACAUUCAAGAGGAAGUACAAAGAUACAAGAUAGCCAAAGUCAAGCUGAAAGGCUAUGGUGAUAGUUGGUUGCAAGGAGAACAAAGGGGGCGUACCCUUAGGGGGAAAGCUUCCAUCUCUACUUGGAGGAAAUUGAAGAAAAGGAUGAGGGAUCGCUUUAUUCCUCACAAUUACAAACAAAGUCAAUAUGUAAAGUGGAGUACUUUACAACAAAGAGGCGACCCAGUUGAAGAUUACAUAAAGGAGUUUGAUAGACUCGCCAUUGUGUGUGAAGUCACAGAAAAUGAAGAGCUCAAGUUGGGGCGUUUUAUUGCUGGUUUGGAUCAAGAAUUGCAAGAGAAGCUUGAAGGUUACACCAACUUAACCUUUGUGGAAGCUUGUAAACUUGUGGUGAAAUUCGAUGCUAAGAGGAAGAAGAAGAAGUCUACUUUCAUUCCUCAAGUGGCUCGAAAACCUACCUUUCCUACCAAGGAGGGGUCUAGUCUUGUCAAACCUAAUGAUCCACCUAGGAAGGACAAGAAGGACUUCAAACUUAGUGACAUUGUAUGUUACAAGUGUGGAGGAAGAGGGCAUUUCAAGAAAGAUUGCCCAAAUUCAAGGGCCUUAACUAUGCAAGAGGUGAAGCUCAUUGCCAACCAAACUAUAGAUUGGGAAGAGUUUGAAGAUGAAGAAGGGGAGGCCGUGGGUGAAGAUGAAGAGGAGGACCAAUGCUUUCCAGAAGAGGAGGCCAAGCAAAGCCUAGUGGUGAGGAGGGCGUUGCAAGCCCAAGUUGAGGAGCCCAUAGCACCUCAAAGACAACACAUUUUCAUCACCAAGUGCAAGAUUGAAGGUGAGGUAUGUGAUUUGAUUAUUGAUAGUGGGAGUGAGGCAAAUACGGUUUCUAAAACUCUAGUAACCAAACUUGGUCUUACAACUACAAAUCAUCCAAAUCCUUAUAAGUUGAGUUGGUUAGAUUCGAAUUCCAGCACGGGGGUUAGAAAACAAAGCAUGGUUAGUUUUUCCAUUGGUUCUUAUCAUGAUUCUCAAUUAUGUGAUGUUGUGUCUAUGGAUGCUUGUCAUAUUUUACUUGGUAGACCAUGGCAAACUGAUCGAAAAUCUGUCCAUGAUGACUUUAGAGAUGUUUUUCCUGAUGAGCUACCUAAUGGGUUACCACCUUUAAGAGGUAUUGAACAUCAAAUUGAUCUUAUUCCUGGUGCUCCUUUGCCUAACAAACCCGCCUAUAGAUGUAAUCCUUUGGAGACUAAGGAGUUGCAAAGACAAAUAGAGGAGUUGAUGAGUAUGGGGUAUGUGCGUGAGUCUAUGAGUCCUUGUGCUGUUCCUGCUCUUUUGGUUCCUAAAAAGGAUGGUACAUGGCGUAUGUGUAUUGAUAGUGAAGGUGUGAAAAUUGAUCCAAGCAAGAUUGAGGCUAUUCAAUCAUGGCCUAGUCCCAAGACACUCACGGAGGUGCGCUCAUUCCAUGGGUUAGCUUCCUUUUAUAGGAGGUUCAUUCGCAAUUUCAGCACUCUCAUGGCUCCCAUAACCGAGUGCACAAAGAAGGGUUCGUUUGAAUGGACUCCUCAAGCUCAAAAGGCCUUUGAGGAGGUCAAAGAGAAGAUGUGCAACACUCCAAUCCUAGCACUUCCAGAUUUCUCAAAGCCAUUUGAAGUUGAGUGUGAUGCAAGUGGGAGGGGAAUUGGUGCCGUUUUGAUUCAAGAAGGGCGUCCUAUUGCCUAUUUUAGUGAGAAGUUGAGUCAAGGCAAGCUGAACUAUUCCACCUAUGACAAGGAGUUCUAUGCAAUGGUGAGGGCUCUAGAUCAUUGGUCACAUUACUUGAGGCCACAACCAUUCAUCCUACAUUCUGAUCAUGAGUCUUUAAGAUUCAUUCAUGGCCAAAAGAAGCUGAAUUCGAGGCAUGCUAAGUGGGUGGAGUUCUUGCAAACAUUUAACUUUUCCUCUAAAUACAAGAGUGGGAAAGCUAAUGUUGUUGCGGAUGCCUUAUCUAGAAGACAUUCUCUACUUGGAUUUCUUUUUAAGGGAAAUAGAUUAUGCAUUCCUAAGUGUCCUAUUCGAAGUCUAUUGAUCCAUGAGGCUCAUGGAGGUGGACUAGCCGGUCACUUUGGAGUUCAAAAGACCAUGGAGCUUCUUCAUGCUCAUUUCUAUUGGCCUAACAUGCUAGCUACUGUCCAUCAUGUGGUGGCUCGUUGUUCUACUUGUCAAAGGGCCAAGAUGGUGUUUCAAAAGGGUCUCUACAAGCCUUUGCCUAUUCCAGAAAGACCUUGGGAAGAUGUGAGUAUGGACUUUAUUGUGGCUUUACCUAGAACUCAGAGAGGUAAGGACUCAAUCAUGGUGGUGGUAGACCGUUUCUCUAAGAUGGCUCACUUCAUUCCUUGUCACAAAACUGAAGAUGCAAUGAAGGUGGCUAAGCUUUAUUUUGAUGGGAUUGUGAGAUUCCAUGGAGUCCCAAGGACUAUUGUUUCUAAUAGAGACACAAAAUUUCUAAGUCACUUUUGGAAAUCCUUGUGGAGCCUAAUGGGGACUAAAUUGCUAUUUUCGACCUCUCAUCAUCCUCAAACUGAUGGACAAACGGAGGUGGUCAAUAGGGUGCUAGGUUCUUUGCUUAGGACCUUGGUUAGUAAGAGCACCAAAGAUUGGGAUGUUAAGCUAGCUCACGCUGAGUUUGCUUAUAAUAGGACCCCUAGUACUACCACAAAGUAUUCUCCUUUCGAGGUGGUCUAUGGUUCCAAUCCUUAUGUUCCUAUUGAUCUUAUUGCUCUUCCUCAAGACAAAUUCGUUGGUGACUUGGUGUGGAUUUACAUGAGGAGAGAAAGGUUUCCUAAUCAAAGGAAAAACAAGUUCAUGCCCCGAGCCGAAGGCCCAUUCGAAGUGGUGGAAAAGAUAAAUAACAAUGCCUACAAGGUUGAUUUGGGAGAAGGGGAGGAUGACCAAAGUGGUCAAGGUUCGAAUAGUCCAAAUAUUCCAGUCCAAGAAUCCAACGUUAGGGAAUUGAUUUUGUCUAAAUCCUUUUUCGAGAUUACGCCUACAAGCUUUGGUAUGCAUGGUCCGAAUAUGUCCUCAAAUGGUUGCACUUUGCUAAGCGUGACUAACUAUUUCAUUCAUGAGACAGAUUAA